Messenger RNA from Ziziphus jujuba (common jujube), 4141 nucleotides. RefSeq lists its product as uncharacterized. Gene Ontology annotation, biological process: intracellular protein transport; retrograde transport, endosome to Golgi. The record is from RefSeq and is a predicted model, not a curated record. The transcript has 23 exons. Gene Ontology annotation, cellular component: Ric1-Rgp1 guanyl-nucleotide exchange factor complex; Golgi membrane; cytosol. Gene Ontology annotation, molecular function: protein binding. The coding region runs from base 258 to 3623 and encodes 1121 amino acids. NCBI's taxonomy places the organism in Eukaryota, Viridiplantae, Streptophyta, Magnoliopsida, Rosales, Rhamnaceae.
GUUCUAAUUAAUUCUUUUUUUUUUCUUUCUUUUUUUCUAGUAAUUGUGAUUGGUUCUGUAUGUGAGAUCCACCUGAAAUGGGUGUUGCAGAAAUGCAUUCAGAUCUUCCCUUUCCGUCAUAGAAUCUAAAUUUUCAAAUUUUGAUCCAAAAUUCUACCUUCCUUUCUCAGAUCUCUCGUUUUACUUUCAGUGAUAAUCAAAACCCAAGUCAUCGAAUUUAUCAAUUUUGAAGCAAAACAAAGAAGAAAAAGAGGAAGAUGUAUAUGGCGUAUGGAUGGCCGCAGGUCAUCCCACUCGAACAGGGUCCUUGCCCUUCUUCCCAGCAGAUCAUAUAUCUCAAGGUCAUCAAUCGCCUACUACUCGUUGUCUCCCCCUAUCACCUGGAGCUCUGGAGCUCUUCCCAGCAUAAAGUGAGAUUGGGAAAGUACAUGAGGGAUUCGGAUUCACUGCAAAGAGAAGGAGAGAAUCUGCAAGCUGUGUGGAGUCCUGAUGGCAAAUUGAUCGCCAUACUUACAUCUUCUUUCUAUCUUCACAUUUUUAAGGUUCAGUUUACGGAGAAAAAGGUACAAACUGGGGGAAAGCAACCCUCUGGAUUGUUUCUUGCUACCAUAUAUCUUGUUCUCAGUGAGCAGGUGCCUUUUUCAGAAAAGAACUUAGCUGUGAGCAAUAUUGUGAGUGAUAGCAAACAUAUGCUUCUUGGACUUUCUGAUGGAUCAUUAUAUAGUAUCUCCUGGAAAGGGGAGUUCAACGGGGCUUUUGAACUUGAUUCCUCUCCACAUGAUAACAAUGAAGUUAUUCUGUCACCACGUUCUCUAGAGAAUGGUCUUUCUUCUAAAGGGUUUCCAGGAUCUGUGAUUUCCAAUCAUAAUGUCUCCAGAAGCUCUGCUAUUGUCCAGCUGGAAUUCUGCCAUCCAAUGAGGUUGCUGUUUGUGCUGUAUUCUGAUGGGCGACUCUUGUCAUGUUCUGUAAGUAAGAGAGGUUUUAAGCAAGCUGAAUCUAUAAAAGCUGGAAAAAGGCUGGUUUGUGGUGAUGCUGUAUGUGCUUCUGUUGCUUCAGAGCAACAAAUCCUUGCUGUUGGUACCAAAAAAGGGAUUGUCGAGUUAUAUGACUUGGAAGAAUCUGUAUCACUUAUUCGCAGUGUGUCUUUAUUUGACUGGGGAUAUUCAAUGGAUGACACUGGUCCUGUUAGUUGCAUUGCAUGGACACCAGAUAAUUCUGCUUUUGCUGUUGGGUGGAAGUUAAGAGGACUUACUGUUUGGUCUGUCUCUGGCUGUCGUUUGAUGUCAACAAUCCGUCAAAUCGGUUUAAGUUCUGCAUCUUCUCCGAUGACUAAGCCUAAUCAAGAGUGUAAAUAUGAACCUUUAAUGAGUGGCACAUCAAUGAUGCAGUGGGAUGAAUAUGGAUAUAGGCUUUAUGCCAUCGAGGAACAAUCUUCAGAGAGAAUUCUUGCAUUUUCAUUUGGCAAAUGUUGCCUUAACAGAGGAGUUUCUGGCUCAACAUAUGUCCGUCAAGUGAUUUAUGGUGAUGAUCGACUGCUUGUUGUGCAAUCUGAAGAUACCGAUGAACUUAAAAUGCUACAUCUUAACCUUCCAGUUUCAUAUAUUUCCCAAAAUUGGCCAGUUCAACAUGUGGCAGCUAGCAAAGAUGGAAUGUACUUAGCAGUAGCUGGUUUGCAUGGGUUAAUUAUAUAUGACAUACGUUUAAAGAGGUGGCGAGUGUUUGGUGAUAUUACACAAGAACAAAAAAUUCAGUGUAAAGGUUUGCUAUGGAUGGGGAAGAUUGUUGUUGUCUGCAACUACAUUGAUUCUUCAAACACGUAUGAGUUACUUUUUUACCCAAGAUAUCACCUUGACCAGAGCUCACUGCUUUUCCGAAAACCAUUGCAUGCCAAACCAAUAGUGAUGGAUGUCUAUCAAGAGUAUAUAUUAGUCACUUAUCGCCCAUUUGAUGUACACAUAUUCCAUGUGAAACAAUUUGGUGAAUUUACAGCGACUAGUACUCCAGAUUUAGAGCUUUCUACAGUACGUGAACUCUCUAUUAUGACUGCAAAGAGCCAUCCUGCAUCCAUGCGUUUCAUUCCUGAUCAGCUUCCAAGCGAGUGCAUUUCUAACAAUCAUAACUCUAAUUCUGAUUUUGCGAGAGAGCCUACAAGAUGUUUGAUAUUGAGAGCUAAUGGGGAGCUUUCACUUCUUGAUUUGGAUGAUGGGCGUGAAAUUGAACUUACUGACUCUGUUGAGUUAUUUUGGGUUACCUGUGGUCAAUCAGAGGAGAAAACAAACCUCAUUGAGGAAGUUUCCUGGUUAGAUUAUGGCCACCGAGGAAUGCAGGUUUGGUAUCCAUCUCUGGGUGCUGACCCUUUUAAGCAGGAAGAUUUCUUGCAGUUGGAUCCAGAGCUGGAAUUUGACCGUGAGGUAUAUCCUCUAGGUCUUCUUCCAAAUGCUGGUGUUGUUGUUGGUGUUUCCCAGAGAAUGUCAUUUUCAGCAUGCACAGAGUUUCCGUGUUUUGAGCCAACUCCUCAAGCUCAAACUAUAUUGCAUUGCCUUCUAAGGCACCUGAUUCAGAGGGACAAAAGUGAAGAGGCUUUGAGGUUGGCUCAGUUAUCAGCAGAAAAGCCUCAUUUUUCUCAUUGUCUGGAGUGGCUGCUUUUUACUGUUUUUGAAGCAGAUAUAUCUCGGCCAAAUGUAAACAAGAAUCAGACUGCUGUCCCUAAAUCUAAUUCUCUCUCUCUUUUAGAGAAGACCUGUGAAUUGCUCAGAAAUUUUCCAGAAUAUCUUGAUGUGGUUGUUAGUGUUGCAAGAAAGACUGAUGGUCGCCAUUGGGCAGACUUGUUCUCGGCUGCUGGGAGAUCCACCGAGUUGUUUGAGGAGUGCUUCCAACGUAGAUGGUAUCGUACUGGCGCUUGCUACAUACUUGUGAUUGCUAAGCUUGAAGGUCCUGCUGUCAGUCAGUACUGUGCCUUGCGUUUAUUACAGGCAACACUGGAUGAAUCUUUAUAUGAACUUGCUGGGGAACUGGUGAGGUUCUUGUUGAGAUCUGGAAGAGAUUAUGAACAGGCAUCAACAGACUCGGACAGAUUAUCUCCAAGAUUUUUGGGUUAUUUCCUUUUCCGUUCCAGUUACAGGAAGCAGUCCUUGGAUAAGAGCACUUCAUUUAAGGAGCAGAGUGCACAUGUUACUUCUGUCAAAAACAUCUUAGAAAGCCAUGCUAGCUAUUUGAUGUCAGGAAAAGAACUUUCAAAGCUUGUUGCAUUUGUGAAAGGCACUCAGUUUGAUUUAGUGGAAUAUCUUCAUCGGGAAAGAUAUGGAUCUGCCCGGUUGGAGAGUUUUGCCUCUGGGCUUGAGUUAAUUGGGCAAAAGCUGCAAAUGGGAACACUGCAAAGCCGGUUGGAUGCAGAAUUCCUUCUGGCACAUAUGUGCUCUGUCAAGUUCAAAGAGUGGAUUGUUGUCCUUGCUACUCUUUUAAGACGAUCUGAGGUCCUGUUUGAUCUCUUUCGGCAUGACAUGCGUUUAUGGAAUGCAUAUAGCAGUACCUUGCAGUCACAUGCAACAUUGGUUGAGUACCAUGAUCUGCUUGAAGACUUGGAAAUCAAACUAUCAUCUGUCGCCAAUUCAGGAGAGAAAUGAGAGUCAUUUUGGAUUUGCAACUCUUGCUUCUGUUCUUUGGCAAAUAGGUGCUCAUGACAGUAAUUUUCUUAAUGAACCUUCUUUUAUGGAGUGACAAAUGUUGGCCAAAUUGCGGAGAUGAACAGGCAAUUAAGUAGCAUAAUCGGCACCAUAAGGUUGAGGGAUUUACUUGGUAUACAUAAAGUAAAAUGAGUUACUGCUCUCAAUUGGGAAUUACAUAGUUCUUGUAGAUAAGCAGGUAGGGAAGUUCUGUGUUUGCGAGAAACAAAUGGAUAAUCUGGAUCUGAGAUUAUUGUUAUUAUUUUUUUUACUUUUUUUUUUCCCUCCAUAUUUUGUAUAAUGUUUUACAUUAUUAUUAUUAUUAUUUUGGUGGGGGAAGAAGAGGGGAUAAAGAGGAAUUCAUUAUGAAGGCUAUUCUCAUUAGUUACUUGUGCAGAUACUGAGUUGGAAUUCAAUAUGUUGCAUUUGUUUCCAUGUUUUAUAAAUAAGCUUUCACUGGCUUAGCUGAUUUAAUCUAA